UCUAUUUAUAGGAUGCAGAAGAUCUACCCAAGUCAUGUGAUUUUGCUAUUAUAAACUUAUUUGUAUCCCGGUACACAUUUCAACAGAGGAUUAAUACUUUUGAUCAAAGUUAGGUGCACCUCUUUCGACAUAUAUUUUUAAUCAACGUGAGAAAUAAUUGCUACAGAUCUGCAUGCAGUUUGGACGCACUUGUUAAAGACUCAGGAUGUUGGUAGAUCUACUACGUCACAGCUUAUAGUUUGAGCUUGCAUAAACUCACUGUAGUGUAGGCUAAUAACUUCUAGUGUCAUUAGCUGAUCACAUUUUAAAGUUUUAUCGGACAUCAAUAAUAUAGGGGUAUAACGAGCUCGUGUUUGUAAUUAGCCAGAAAUACGAUAUUUGUACCAAUUAAAUGGCUGCGAAGAUGGAGGAAAAGAAAGCUCCAAGCUUUUCACAUAACCUAACCUGUCCACUAUGUCUUGGUAUCUUCGACGAGGCAACCAUCCUGACUUCAUGCGGACACACAUUCUGUCGGAAAUGUCUCAAGAACUAUGACCUGUCCCAUCAGGAACUUGAUCACAUGAUAUGUCCUCUCUGCAGGGAGGUCACCAAGUUGUCUGCGAACCGUGUCGAUAAUUUCCUCACCAAUGUGACUGUCAACGGACUUGUAGACAAUUACCACGCCAAGUGUGGAGGGGUGAAUGCUGCCCUUGAGGUGCGUCCAAAAUGCACUGCUUGCAAGUUCCAUCAAGAUGCUGUCUCAUUCUGCAGAACAUGUAAUAAUUAUAUGUGUGAUAAGUGUCUGGAUUGUCAUCAACAUCUCAAAGUCGUCUUUGAAGGUCAUGAGAUUGUAUCCAUGGAGGAUAUCAUCAAGGGGAAGGUCAGCAUUGGUCACCUUUCUGAGAAGUGCUGCAUCCACAAACAAGAGAACAAAGAUAUGUUUUGUGAGGAUUGUAAGGUCCACGUCUGUCACAAGUGCGUGAUAGUCAGUCAUCAAAAUCACAACAUCAAGAAUCAGGCUGACUUCGAGCAGGAGUUACGGCUAAAGGUGAACGACCUUGUCCAGCGUUGUGCAAGUAAAAAUUCAGAACUGGAGAAGAACAUUCAGAAUGUGGAGGUACAACGAAAUGAAGUAUACAUUGCCGUGCAGAAACUACUGGACGAUGUCAAUCAAACCUACAGCAUCAAGGCCAAAGAGCUUGAAGAAAAUCUUCGAAAUCUCAUCGAGCAGAUCAAUGCAUUAAAGCAGAGUUUUGAUGACGAUCUCAACGUCUUGAAAUCCAACGAUCGUCAAAGGAUCAAGAGUAUCUGCAGUUCAAUAACACUGGUAGCUAAUGACAGACUGGGUCAUUUUGAGACAGACAGUGUGUCUGCUCAUACCUUGCUAUGUUAUAAGCUGGAUGCCAUGCUGAAGGAGGCUACUGAUCACACUUCUGCGGUAGCCAUUGCAAAGAAAGCACAGGAGAUGAGGUUCAAGUCUGCAGAUGUUACUUGCCUUGAACUCGGAAGCAUCUCAGAAUCAGCUCCCGAUCACACUCCUGCUGCAGCCAUUAGCAAGAAAGCACAAGAGAAGAGGGUCAAGCAUGAAGGUGAUACUCGUAUUGAACUUGGGAGCAUCUCAGAAUCAGCUACUGAUCACACUUCUGCUGCAGCCAUUAGCAAGAAAGCACAGGAAAAGAGAUUCAAGCAUGAAGAUGAUACUCGUAUUGAACUCGGAAGCAUCUCAGAAUCAGCUACUGACCACACUUCUGCUGCAGCCAGGAAGACAGCACAAGAGAAGAGGUUCAAGUCUGUAGAUGAUACUAAUUGUCUUGAACUCGGGAGCAACUCAGAAUCAUAUCCCCAGUUGCAAAUCAUGGAGUCUGUAAAUCUUCGGGGACGGAUGUUUGGUAUCACCCCGUACUCUAAGGACAGUGUAGCUAUCGGAUAUAUUGAUGUACGUGGUAUCAUCGAUAUCAUCGAUUCAACUGGUUAUCAGGAGCAGUAUGAAAACAUAACAAGUAACAUGAAGUGCGUUGAUCUUGUGUUUCAACAAGACGGGUCGGUAUUCAUAUCGACUGGUAACAAUAAGGCACACAUAUAUGCUCCUGAUGGAUCCAGGAAAUCAACCAUACACGUAAAAGGCAACGAACUUAAUCUCAAACUAAACAGAAGUCCAUCAGAUGAAAUCCUCAUCGCGAACAGUGAGAAGAAAGUCUAUAUCUUAAACCCGACGGGAUCCACUCUCAAACACACUGUUCCAACAAAAUACAAGACGAGCCAAGUAUCUGGCACCAGUUCGGGUUUGAUCGUCACGACAAGUUUAUGUGAUUUAACCAAUUUAAGCGUGGUGACGGUCUAUGACAGGAAUGGGAAUGCUGGUAAGUCUCUACAAGCUCCAGAAAAGUAUGUCUACCUGCAUGCUGCCGUGGAUGAGCAGGACAGGGUGUAUGUAGCGCAUGUAAUUAAUGAGAGUCAGAGUUAUCAAUUGCAUCAGUACUACUACUUGCAAAUCAGGCUCUACGACCUUGAUGGUCUGAACCUCAAGGAGAGAGUUGAGUUCGGUGCACGUGAUCUGCGUAUUGAUAUUGCACCACGUAGAUGGGGUGAUUACUUGGUUUCUCUCUCACCAGACGUGCUCGCGUUUGCUUGUGACAAGAAGUUGUAUUUUAUCAAAGUAUCACUGUAA
Messenger RNA from Strongylocentrotus purpuratus (purple sea urchin), 2647 nucleotides. Its product is annotated as E3 ubiquitin-protein ligase TRIM33-like. Gene Ontology annotation, molecular function: ubiquitin-protein transferase activity; zinc ion binding. The coding region runs from base 392 to 2647 and encodes 751 amino acids. Gene Ontology annotation, biological process: positive regulation of DNA-templated transcription. Gene Ontology annotation, cellular component: chromatin; nucleoplasm. The transcript is spliced from 2 exons. Lineage: Eukaryota; Metazoa; Echinodermata; Echinoidea; Camarodonta; Strongylocentrotidae. The record is from RefSeq and is a predicted model, not a curated record.